AUCUGAGAAAUUGGGGGGUGGCAUACAAUUAGAUACACAGAUUUACAAAAUACAAGCAGUGAUUCCCAAACUCUUCAGUUAGACUAAAAACAUUUGUUUAUAGAUUGACAAACUUUUUUUUUUAAUUUUUAAAUUAGGUGACUAAAUAAAGGUACCAGAAGAAUAUGGCUGCACAAAUACCAGAAUCUGAUCAGAUAAAGCAGUUUAAGGAAUUUCUGGGGACCUACAAUAAACUUACAGAGACCUGCUUUUUGGACUGUGUUAAAGACUUCACAACAAGAGAAGUAAAACCUGAAGAGACCACCUGUUCAGAACAUUGCUUACAGAAAUAUUUAAAAAUGACACAAAGAAUAUCCAUGAGAUUUCAGGAAUAUCAUAUUCAGCAGAAUGAAGCCCUGGCAGCCAAAGCAGGACUCCUUGGCCAACCACGAUAGAGAAGUCCUGAUGGAUGGACCUUUGAUGAAAGAUUGCCAAUAGCUGCUUUACUGAAAAUGAGGAUUCAUCUGAUAGAAUCCCUUGAAAGCAGUAACCACCAUGUUAAACCAUCUGUCAUGACUGUUUGGCAUAUGGAAACCACUGGAGAAACAAAAUUGCUAUUUACCAAGAAUAAUCAAAAUAGAAGGUCUUAUUGUUCAAUGAAAUAAGAUGUAACAUUUGUUGAGGCCUUUUGAUUCAGCACCUUGGUCACUUGAUUAGAAAAAUAAACCAUUGUUUCUUCAAUUGUGACUGUGAAUUUUAAAGCAAAUUAUGUGUUCAAUCAUGUAUGAGAUAGAAAAAUUUUUAUUACUAAAAGUAAAAUAAAUGGAAAUAUCACUGAGCAGUUGUUUAUAUAUAAUAUUCUCAUUGGACUGUAGAAAUGUUGAAAUGUUUUUCAAUCAGGCUCAUCCUCCCAGCAUUUCUGUUCAUUCAUGUCUGCUUCAAAUUGCUGGUGAAUACAUAAAAUAGUUACUUGCUAAUCAUUUCAAUACACAAUCCUUUUCUUGCCUCCCUUCUUGUGUCAGGGUAGGCAUUUCAUAUUCUUAUUUUACCUACAUUUUCAUAUAUCUUCAGGAAACCAUCCCAUCUGCCCUAAUUUGGUAAUAUUUAAGAGUUGACUAUUACACUGUAAUGGAGUUCAUGUUUGUGUUUUGUUCAGAAGCUGACAGUCAUACAAAAACGAUUUUAAGGCUUGUCAAUGAUAAUAAGUAAACCAAAGUUAAUGUCUUAUGGCUAAUGAAUCCUGAAACAAAUCCAAGCAUCUGCAGGAAAUUCUAGGUGAUGCAAAAGUAAACCAAGCAGUUUAGUAAAAUGUAAGUGGGCUAAUACUUACUAAUCAACCGGCUUAUGAAUAGAUUUCAUUUGAUACCAUUUUAAACCUAUAUUUAAGGAAACACUAGUUAGCCUGUAUGUUUAAAUUUGCCAAAGUGAUUUCUGUUUUGUAUGUUAAUGGAAGCAGAAGUAUUGUUCUGCUUUAAAAUUGAAGUGUUGAAAUACGGAUAAUACUCAACAAAAUACGCAAUUAUAGUCAAAGGAA
Messenger RNA from Cebus imitator (Panamanian white-faced capuchin), 1513 nucleotides. RefSeq names its product translocase of inner mitochondrial membrane 9 (gene TIMM9). NCBI's taxonomy places the organism in Eukaryota, Metazoa, Chordata, Mammalia, Primates, Cebidae. The record is from RefSeq and is a predicted model, not a curated record. The transcript is spliced from 3 exons. The coding region runs from base 165 to 434 and encodes 89 amino acids.